Molecule: messenger RNA, 873 nt
Organism: Ricinus communis (castor bean)
Lineage: Eukaryota; Viridiplantae; Streptophyta; Magnoliopsida; Malpighiales; Euphorbiaceae
Product: putative vacuolar protein sorting-associated protein 13E
Exons: 2
Coding region: 197-688 (163 amino acids)
Source: RefSeq, a predicted model, not a curated record
UAUCAUAAACUGUUUUCAUCUUUUAAAAACCAUUUCCAAUCCGGUGUGCUCUUGAAAAGUCUGAACCCACUUCUGUUUCAAUUAUUUUCCUCUUCUUCUUAUACAUAAUUAAUAACUCUCAAGAUUUUAAAAGUCCCACUUUAGUAUCUUGAAUUCUUGUUAAACUCCUUCUUAUUUUUUGAAAAUCUUGACUUCAAUGAAGGACAAGAAGCAAAAGCAAAGCAAGUUCAUGAAGAUUGCUACGAUCCCAUUAAAGGUAUUGGGCAAAGCAAGAGAUCUUUAUGUCAAAAGCAUUACAGGGUGUGCAACCAGAACCAGCUAUGGGCAUUCCAUGUCGAUGCCCAACGGACAGUUGCCAAAGAGUCACAGUAUGGGUUCAACCAUGUCAAGCGACGGCGGUGAUGAUUACGGCGAUCUUAUAAGAGCUGCUUCUGUUAGAAGUCUUGGUCAUAAGAAUGAGAUUGAUAUGUUAUUGCAACAGAUGAAACAGCAGCAGCAGCAGCAGCAGCAACAGCAGCAGAAACAGUUGCCUAAGAGCGUCAGUGUUGGGAUGGGAUUUAUGGGUAGGAUUGAAGAAGAGAACGGGGAAGAUGAAGGCAGUGUUGAUGGUUCAAAGAGAGGUGCAAAGGCUGAUUUGUAUCCUAGAAGUAGAAGCUAUGCCGUUGCUGAAAGAACCCCUGCUUUCUGAUGAAUUAUAUUCAAGUUAGCUUUCAGAUUUCAAAGAGAAUUUGAAUCCAACUCCCAUUUGAAGAAAAAAGCGAAGAAGAAGAAGAAAAGAAUAAGCCAUAUGUUAUUAUUUGGAAACUCCAUACUUGAAUUCAUGAGGUGAAUUAAGGUCCAAUUAUUAUAGAUUUGGUAUAUUUUAUUGAACAA